AUGUCUGAGCUCAGAUUCACUUCACGGGAUGGCCUCUCCUUUAACCUGCGACUGCCAGAAGGGCUGGCCGACCAGAUAGCAGACAGCAGUGCCGACAGCUCGCCCUACAAACCCUCCUUCCAACAGAUGGAACGAGUAUACCCACCCCUCCCGCCACUCCCUCCACCAUCCGCCCGUCGAUUCGGCAACCCAACACCAGUAGGACUUGGCGGCUUCCUUCUCGCAAAUAGUCCGGCCACCAUCAUGCUACUUGGCUGGCAUGGCGCAGGCGGCGGUACUGGGAACGAGAGCGCGGCAAUCGGCACGUUCUUCUAUCUUGGCUGCUUACUGGAGAUACUAUGCGGGAUCGGCGAAUGGAUCAACGGCGAGACGUUCAAUGCGGCAGUCUUCUUGAUCCUGGGCGGAUACUUUGGUGCCGCGGGAGCGGUGCUGGUACCGUUCUACAAUGCCAUUGGAGGAUAUGGAAAUGAUGCAGCUGCCGAUGCAGCAUACCAUGAGUCGUAUGCUAUGCUACUCAUCUUCAUGACUAUUCUGCUGCUAUUUUUUACAAUUGCUUCGAUCAGACUGGAUGUGUGCCAUGUCGUACUUUUUGCAUGUUUUACUCUUUGCUUCCCCUGCUUAGCGGCGUCCUGCUUCUACAUUGCGGAUGGCAAUGCGGACGCUGCGAAGGCGGCUCGGUUGUGGGGUGCCUCGUUCUCAGCCAUUGGGACGGUCAUAUUAUGGUAUUUGGUCAGUGGUCGCAGCAGUUCCGAUGGGUUUGAGAGUGAUGCUGACCCGUGA
Recurvomyces mirabilis is the source of this 780-nucleotide messenger RNA. RefSeq lists its product as uncharacterized. Lineage: Eukaryota; Fungi; Ascomycota; Dothideomycetes; Mycosphaerellales; Teratosphaeriaceae. The coding region runs from base 1 to 780 and encodes 259 amino acids. Gene Ontology annotation, cellular component: plasma membrane. The transcript has a single exon. Gene Ontology annotation, molecular function: acetate transmembrane transporter activity. The record is from RefSeq and is a predicted model, not a curated record.